CACGACAUCCCUCCCCCUCCUCCCCCUCAAGCUCGUCAAGAUGCCUCGCGCUCCCCGCAGCACCAGCAAGACCUACAAGGUCCCGCGUCGCCCCUUUGAGAGCGCGCGCCUCGACGCCGAGCUCAAGCUCGCCGGCGAGUACGGCCUGCGCAACAAGCGCGAGAUCUGGCGCAUUGCUCUUGUGCUCUCCAAGAUCCGUCGUGCUGCCCGUGAGCUGCUGAAGCUCGACGAGAAGGACCCCAAGCGUCUCUUCGAGGGUAACGCCAUCAUUCGCCGCCUGGUUCGCAUUGGUGUGCUGGACGAGACGCGCAUGCGUCUCGACUACGUGCUCGCCCUCAAGAUCGAGGACUUCCUCGAGCGCCGCCUGCAGACGCAGGUGUUCAAGAGCGGCCUCGCCAAGUCGAUCCACCACGCCCGCGUGCUCAUCCGCCAGCGCCACAUCCGCGUCGGCAAGCAGAUUGUCAACGUGCCCAGCUUCACCGUGCGCCUCGACAGCCAGAAGCACAUCGACUUCGCCCUCACCAGCCCCUACGGCGGUGCGCGCGCCGGCCGUGUCAAGCGGAAGCGCGCUGCCGCUGCCGCCGCCAAGGAGGGCGAGGCUGGCGGCGACGCCGAGGAGGAGGAGGAGGAGUAAAUGCACAAUCCCGUGUUGCACCCUCUACGCUCUCUCUCUCGCCCGUCGCUGUUCCUCUUCUGCAUCACCAUGGUUCACUCUCUCUCAUCGGCGGUCCGGCGUGGCGCGCAGGCCUGCGCUCCACUGCUGGCCUAUGACACGGGAGCGGCAUGACGGUCGUGUGUGCCGUCGCGUCGUCUCUCUCUCUUCCUCAUCCACGCACACUCCACGCAUACACACACACACACUUUUCCUGGAGCGCCGCGCACCCGCGACGCCUCCACGUCCCACACUCUGUACUUUGAACGGUGCCAGCGCACCACCACCCAAAACCCCGAGAAUGCUUCAUGGCCUUGGCUCAG
Tilletiopsis washingtonensis is the source of this 975-nucleotide messenger RNA. Its product is annotated as 40S ribosomal protein S9. Gene Ontology annotation, biological process: translation; positive regulation of translational fidelity. Lineage: Eukaryota; Fungi; Basidiomycota; Exobasidiomycetes; Entylomatales. The record is from RefSeq and is a predicted model, not a curated record. The transcript has 4 exons. Gene Ontology annotation, molecular function: structural constituent of ribosome; rRNA binding. Gene Ontology annotation, cellular component: cytosolic small ribosomal subunit. Bases 41 to 634 code for a protein of 197 amino acids.